AUGAAUCAGCAGCACGUCACACGUGACAUCUCCCUUCGCGUCAACAUCAUCAUGCCUGACCCCGACACGCUCUAUGCGUCCGUGGCGUCCAUAUUCGAGCAGGCGCAAACAUCUAUUGCAAAUCACCGCAAGAACUGCGUCGCGUUGUACAAGAUCCAUACCGGUGCUGCAAACCAAGGGACUUCCAAGAAACGUUCCGCCCACGGCGACCAGUCCGCCUUCGUUGCCACCUUCCUCGACAUGGUUGGACGCGUUAUCAUUAUCAAGAAGGGUCCUCCGACUGUCGAGAGAGUCAUCAAGUUCAUUUCGCACUACGUACGAUUCGUCAAUGAAAAGGCGCAAGAGGACACGACCAAGAAGCAGGCAGAUAACCCUGCUGAGUCGAUUUCUACCGGAGGCACCGAGGAAGACUCACUGGCCUCCGUAUUCGUUUCAGCCAUCUUAGAGUGGAUUGUGCAAGGCUUUUUAGCGAAGAAUAAGGUUGUCCGCUAUCAGGCUGUGCAUCUCGUUGCGGAGAUGAUUAUGUACUUGGGCGAAGUCGAUGAAGAGACUUAUGUCUCUCUUCGCGAAAGUUUAAUUGAGCGUGCGACAUGCGACAAGGAAUCUACAAUAAGAGCCCAAGCUGUCUCUGCUCUUGCGCGUCUCAUUGGGAGUGAAGACCCCAAUGAACUCCAGGAAGGAGAAAGGACGAUUCUCGAGAUCAUUCUUGACGUUGUUGUCUAUGACCCAGCCGCCGAUGUACGGCGAGCAGCCUUAUUGCAUCUCCCCCUUACAUCUACCACUCUACCCACCCUCCUUACGCGGACUCUCGACGUUGAUCCUCUCUUGCGCAAGCUUGUCUACGCCUCCGUGUUUCAACCUCGCCUUGAGCAUCCACGUCUCCUUACGAUCUCCCAACGCGAACAACUUGUUCAAUCUGGCCUUGGGGAUCGAGAACCAGCUGUGCGCCUGGCAGCCGGCAAAAUGGUCUUUGCCUGGUUUGAACUUGUCUUAGCAGACCCAGCUAGGGCUCAAGAUGAUUUGCCUUGGGAAGGCGACGAUGGUGGUAUCAUGGCGGCCCUAAUCGCUUUCCUCAAUCUUUUCGAUGUAGUUGGUCCUGGCGAGGCUGUAGCAGUCGACGCCGUCCUUUCGCUCUUGACCACACGCCCGGAAUUUUUCGACGUCUUUACGUUUUCUGAGGAUUACUGGACAAACCUGACCCCGGAAUCGGCCGUUCUGGCGCGCGUCUUCCUUGAGCAUUGUCUUUCAGGGUCACGUGAGGACCGUAUUGAAGCUGCGUCGCUUCCUGUUGUAACCGCAUUCGCGUUCAACAUGCAAGAAGUAUAUAACCAACUCCUUGCCAUCCUCGAAGACGCCGAGGUAGCUCGUGCUCUUGCUGGCGACGAUCCAGAGACAGAGCUCGACGACAGUGUUGAGGAAGAACUUGCCAAACGGGAGGUCAUCAUCAGCGAACUGCUUCGUAUGGCCGUCAAGCUAGACUAUGGUGAUGAGAUUGGUCGCAGAAAGGUGUACACGGUUACGAGAGCGAUGCUGGCUCACCCGCAGUUGCCUCCGGGAUUGAUUCCCCGUUGCUUGGAUGUUUUGAAGGAAAUUCUACCAUCGGAACGGGAGCUUAUUCGUGUUGUUGUCGAGAUCAUCAUGGAUCUCCGAGAACCGGAGGAGGGUGAAAUAGAGGCAAGUCCCAUCCCCGACUUCAAUCAAGCUGACACAACCCAAUCGUCAAUUCGGCGGGAGCGAUCCCUUCGUCGGGACAAAACUCGUGAGGAGAUGUCACCCAACGAGGCUAUGCGUGCGGAUAUGACCGAUAUGCGUUGCCUUGAAGUAUGUAUUAACAUGCUUGAACGUGUCCAUGGUGACUUUGAGGACAAUUCAACUUUGGAGGGUGUCCUCACCGAUCUUGUAAUCCCUGCUGUCCGGCGCAAAGAAGUUGGUAUUCGUGAGAAGGGACUUGUUGCGCUCGGGCUAUGUUGCUUGAUUGCGAAGGUGCCAGUCAACAUUUGUGUGUCUUUCUGGUGUCUAAUCAGCCAGGGCAUCGCGGUUAAAUCGCUUCAACUCUUCCUCAGCCAGAUUCAAAAUGCUCCGGAACAGCUCAAACUGAACUUGCUGAAGAUUGUAUUUGAUUUGAUGGUUAUGUAUGACCAACAAUUAUGGGCAAGGGUCGAAGACGGUCAAGCCAUAUUAACUUUUCUUACAAGCACGUUGGAGGCGGAGGACUCGCCCGCUGUGCAAGCAUUACUCUGCGCCGGUCUUGCGAAGCUUUUGCUUUCUGGGCUCGCUGAGGAUCCACAGACUCUCAAGGGUUUGCUUCUUGCCUACGUGUCGCCGUAUACCGCAGGCAACUCUGAACUGCGACAAUGUUUGUCGUACUUCUUUUCCGUCUAUUGCUACUCUUCGGCACUGAAUCAGACUCGCUUACAAUCAAUAUUCAUGUCUGCAUUCGACGAAGUCACGAAGAUGAACGAGGACCUGGGGGAAGAACCAGAGCAUCCAAUUGUAUCACCUCAGCAAUUCGGAUUGCUUGUGAUCGACUGGACGGACGCAAGGAAGGCAGCGCCAGCAGUCGCAAACGACGAAUAUCCACAAAAGGCCCACGCUCAAUUAGCAUCAGAUAUCCUUCUCGCGUUAUAUGACUCAGAUAGGAGAAGCGAAGACCAGGAGGUGCUCUGCGCGCUACUGAACAACCUCAAUAUCGAAGGCACACUCCCUACACCACUGAUGGUGAAGCUCAGUGUACUCGUCCAACAUAUCCAAAAGCAAUGCCCCUUCGACGAUCCCGCUCUUGACAAAGCAAUUAGUCGAUUCAAGAACAAGUUUGUGGGAACAUAUGGGGAGCUCCUCGGAGAGAUUGAUUGGAGUGAGUGGGAGACACCGGAGAUGCAGGAGUUAUAUAAUUUCAUCGGAAUCGAUAUACCCGACGCCCGAGAUGCUCGACCAGAAACCCCAGGUUCUCCACUUCCAACGAAAUCCCGCAAAGGCAAAGGAAAGGCCCCUCCAAAACCGGUCAAGCUCCGAGGACAAUCCAAAUCCAAGGCAGCGAGCGAGAGCGAACAAGAAUCGGAAGAUGACAACGAAGAGGAGGAAAAGUCCGAACAUUCUGAUCCUUCUCCAACCGCUGCUCCGUUAUCCAAACUUUCUGGUUCCAAAUCGCCUUCUCCCCCACUCGCUGAAGACGAUGAAGACGAGGAGGUCGAACAGCCUCCCAGUCCUACUCCGCCACCGAAAUUCCUCAAGAGCAAAGGCAAGGCCCCCGCCAAACGCGGAAGAUCGACAUCUGGGAAGAAGGAGCCGGAACCCGUUGAUGAGGAUCAAGAGGAGGAACAACCCCCGAGUCCUUCACCCCCGCCGAAAGCUGUCAAAAGCCAGGCUAAGGCACCACCCAGACGUGGAAGAUCGGUAUCUACGAAGAAGGAGCCUGAACCUGCCGACAAUGAGGACGAGGACGAAACUGAAGACGAGCGACCCCCAAGUCCCUCUCCACUGCCAAAAGCUUCCAAAAGCAAGGGCAAGGCACCGCCCAAUGGAAAGUCUGUUUCCGGCAAGUCCGCAGAACAAGGGACCAUUUCUGCAGGUUCGAAUCGGCGUAGCACGCGUGGUGGUGGGCGGACGAAAUCAAAAGUUGAAUCCGAGGAUGAGCUAGUGUCUGCCCCCAGUGCCAAAACGAAUGGGCGCUCCAAAUCAACCGCUAGGUCGAAGUCAAGAGCAAAAGCCGCACCAUUGGAAGAGGUCGAGCAAGCCUCCGAACAGGAGGACGAGGAAGCAGCUGAACCUCCCGCGAAGAAGGCCAGGUCCAGAGCAUCGCGCUCUAAAGCUCCACCAGAACCUGAGACUGAAUCGGCUGGGCCGUCCCGACGGCCGACGAGAGCAUCUAGGUCCAAGGCUCCUCCGGCCACUGAACGAAUACGCACCCCAAGCUCGAAAAUCGACCUGCCCUCUCCCGCUGACAAGAAGAAGCGGAAACCGUCUGCUGCCAAUACCACGAACAAGGGAACCCGGGCGAGUUCGCGACGGAAAACUGCGGCUGCUCCUGCUGAAGAAGAAGAUAGCGAAUUUGGAGGUUACGGCGAAAGUUGA
Molecule: messenger RNA, 4071 nt
Organism: Mycena indigotica
Lineage: Eukaryota; Fungi; Basidiomycota; Agaricomycetes; Agaricales; Mycenaceae
Exons: 23
Coding region: 1-4071 (1356 amino acids)
Biological process (GO): mitotic chromosome condensation
Cellular component (GO): condensed chromosome; condensin complex
Source: RefSeq, a predicted model, not a curated record